Molecule: messenger RNA, 324 nt
Organism: Oikopleura dioica
Lineage: Eukaryota; Metazoa; Chordata; Appendicularia; Copelata; Oikopleuridae
Source: the annotation of a GenBank genome assembly
AUGGUCCAAGGGAGUUUUAUGAUUCCAGGAAGAAAAGGUGGUGUCUACUGUUUCCCGCUGAGCAGACUGGUGUCGAGAAUUCGCGGCGUCGAGACGGAACUUAUCGACAAUUCAAGACAUUAUAGUAAUUUUCUCCAACCGCAACUCCCCAUCGCGUCAACCGAGAAGAACAUCAAUAAAAGAUCGUUUGUCAUUUCUUUUGGGAGUCUCCGUUCUUCGCAUAGAUACUGCAAACUACUCAUGAUGGCUGCGGGUUACCAGCAUUAUAUCUUCAAAUCAUCGACGAGAAUAUGCUCAAUAUUCAAUGAAGAUAGCAACGUCUAG